AUGCCCGGUGGCGUUGUCUAUGUCCUGAGUGCGCAGCCGUUUGACACCACCAAAGUGAAGAUGCAGACUUUCCCGUCACUGUACCGCAACUUCAGUCACUGUUUCGCCGUCAGCUGCAGGACGGGAGGACUCAGGUCUCUGUACAAAGGCACCAGCCCCGCUCUGGUGUCCAGCAUCACGGAGACCUCGGUGCUCUUCCUCAGCUACGGGCGGUGUCAGGACCUGGUGCGCUUCCUGUGUGGGGUGGAUCAAGGGGCGGAGCUUAGUGAUCUUCAGAAGGCCAGUGCGGGUUCUCUGGCCUCCAUCUUCUCGGCCACGGCCAUCACUCCCACAGAGAUGCUCAAGUGUCGUCUUCAGGCCGUGCACGAGAUGGAGGCUACAGGGAAGAUCGCCGCAGGACACAGGAGUACCAUGUGGACACUGACGCGGUCGGUCGUGAAAGAGCGUGGACCCCUGGGACUGUUCACCGUGCUUUGCUCCACCAUCGUGAGAGAAAUCCCUGGAUACUUCUGCUUCUUCGGAGCCUAUGAGCUUUGCCGCUCCACGUUCGCUCAGUACAUGAAAACAGGCAAGGACGGCAUCGGUAUGUUUCCUCUCAUCCUCAGCGGGGGCAUUGGAGGGGUCUGUCUCUGGUCAGUGACCUUCCCCAUCGAUUGUGUCAAGUCCAGGAUCCAGGUUUACGCUUUAGCUGGAAGACAAGAGGGCUUCAUAAAGACGUUCAGGGCCAUCAUACGGCAAGAAGUUGAGAAACCUGCAGUUCAGAUUUCAAUGAAAAAGUAA
Boleophthalmus pectinirostris (great blue-spotted mudskipper) is the source of this 780-nucleotide messenger RNA. Its product is annotated as mitochondrial ornithine transporter 1-like. The transcript has 5 exons. Gene Ontology annotation, molecular function: L-ornithine transmembrane transporter activity. The record is from RefSeq and is a predicted model, not a curated record. Bases 1 to 780 code for a protein of 259 amino acids. Lineage: Eukaryota; Metazoa; Chordata; Actinopteri; Gobiiformes; Gobiidae. Gene Ontology annotation, biological process: mitochondrial L-ornithine transmembrane transport.